AUGGAAAUAAUGAAUAUUGUGGCCAGAUGGCCAGGAUCUGUGCAUGAUAGCACUGUAUUUGACAACAGUUUACUGUGGGCCCAAUUUGAAAACAAUGAGUAUGAUGGAUGUUUUCUUCUUGGCGAUGGUGGUUAUCCAUGCAGGAGUUAUCUCAUGACUCCCUUACUGAAUCCCACAACUUAUUCCGAAAAAAAAUAUCAAAAAGCCCAAAUAGGUACAAGGAAUGUGAUUGAACGUAUUUUUGGAGUUUUAAAACAACGUUUUCUUGUCUUAUCUGUUGGCAUUCGUACUAAACCAAGCACAGCGUUGACAACAAUUGUUGCUACUGCAGUCUUGUAUAAUAUUUUACUGAAACAAAACGAUGAAAUGCCAUUAAAUGAACAGCUAUUAGACAAUAAUUUAUUAGAAGAACUACCAGCUUUGCCAGUAAGACAGAUCGGAAACGUUGUAAGAAAUGAUGUAAUAGAAACUUAUUUUUCUUAA
This is a messenger RNA of Macrosiphum euphorbiae (potato aphid), 483 nucleotides long. NCBI's taxonomy places the organism in Eukaryota, Metazoa, Arthropoda, Insecta, Hemiptera, Aphididae. The record is from the annotation of a GenBank genome assembly.